AUGACCACCAAUUUACCCAUCACACCAUCCGUCACUUCAUCCCGGCCUUCACCAAUCCAACUUCACGAUAUCGUUCACUGCAGACAAGCCUCAUUAACAACGCAAAAUCAACUGUGGCAGGCUAUGAAUUCAAUUCAGACGUGUUGUUUCAAUCACAUUAUUAUAUUGGACGCCAAGAACAGCCCACUUGCUCUGCUGGUUCAGACGUGCAGCAGCAUUGGAAGGGACAACAGCAACAACAAACCAUCCGCUACAGGCAACAACCCCGUCGACAAAAAAGAUAAUUUGGCUUCGUCAAGCAAUUUUAGCAACAACACGCCGAGUAAGGAUGGCUCGUCUCGAUUGAAAACCGGUGCAACACCUGAAAAGUUAUCGAAAUCUAACUUAGAAGAAAGAAGAAAAGCACAAAAUGGAUCUGAUUGCAUCCUGAGAAAAGAUGAAAAAAGUAACAGCAACACUAGUACAAAUAAAAAUUCCCAUUCCAACAACUUCAAAACAAGUCCGAACAAACCGAACUGCAUCAGAACUCCGUCAAUGAACGCCGAAAAAUUAACUGACCGACAUUCGAGUGUUGGAUCAUACACGGACAAAUACAACUUUUAUAACGAAGACAUUAGUACAACGUCGUUAUCAGCCGCUGGUCGAUACAUACCAAACUACUUCAACGGUUAUUUGAACAAGCUUAAUAACAACUCGAACAAUGGUUAUUUUCCAAUGGAUGCAAACAGUCAGGAAUAUUUAGUUAAAAACUCUUUAUAUCCAUUAUAUAAUUCAAUAAAACUACAAGAAGCAAUACAAAAUGCAUCUUCAUUUCCAUCUCCGUCUUCGGCUCUUAGCAAUCUUUAUCCUUCCAUAUUCAGCUAUCCACUGUCGCUUGAUCCGCUGGCUGCCUACUCAGCUAAUUUGGCAGCUGUGGUUCAAGCUGCAGCAGCGUCACAAGUUGCCAACUUACCCAACCAACAAAAGUCACCUACCGGAGCAACCACAGCCAGUGGACUUUUUAAAAAAUGCAACGAGAAUGGUUUGUGCAAAGAACCAAGUUGUACUGGCUCACACGUUUCAACAUCUCAUCUAAAAAGUCAAUCCCCUCAUUGCACAUCAACAAAUUGCAAUCAAUGCUGCGAUAAAUCAACAACAAUGUUCAACAGCAGCAGCAACAUCAACCCAGCAACAGCAUCGUUGCAUGCAGCAGCCAACUUAUUCUACCCUGCAUCUCUUCCUCCUGUGCCAUCUUUAUGCAUGCCUCCUUUCAACCCUCUUUUACUUACUGGCGGAUUGGGAGCUUCGAUGUUUAAUUCCUCAUUGAGCAGUCCCAUGCAACUCCCCCAUCAACCACACGGACAACCUCUGGUGUGCAAUUGGGUACAAGGAAGUGAAUAUUGCGGCAAAAGGUUUCUGACAUCCGAAGAAUUACUGAUACAUUUGCAUGGACACACAACAGAAUCAAAUUCCCCAACUCUUCCCUCACCCCCACAAUCAUCUUCGACAAUAAAUCACCCCCACCAGCAGCAACAAAAACAGCCACCUAUGCCACCCUUACCACCUCAAGCUCUACCUCCCUUCAACCCAGCUGCUCUCCCUCCUCUGCCUUUUCCGUUGUCAUCGUACUUUGGUGUACCGUCUUCCAGUCGUACACACCCAAGUACAAGAAGUCUUUCGUCUUCUCCAAGCUUCCCUCACCCCCAUCUGACGUCAGCUCCGCAUCACAGUAGUUCCCACACUAAUCGAUCGCGCGCUAGUCCAAACAGCCUUUUCACUUCCGCCCGUUAUCAUCCGUACAAAUCACCAACUCUUUCCUUGACGCCCCCAAAUCUAACAGCUCCUCAUGCCAAUGUUUUGAGCCAGCCAUUCCCUUCCCUAGCUGCAUAUUAUUCUCCAUACGCCCUCUACAACCAGCAUCUCAACUCCGUUGCUGCAGCUGCUGCACCUUAA
Molecule: messenger RNA, 1932 nt
Organism: Helobdella robusta
Lineage: Eukaryota; Metazoa; Annelida; Clitellata; Rhynchobdellida; Glossiphoniidae
Exons: 3
Coding region: 1-1932 (643 amino acids)
Biological process (GO): negative regulation of DNA-templated transcription
Cellular component (GO): nucleus
Source: RefSeq, a predicted model, not a curated record